UGCAAUACUAGUAUGUGGUUUGCAUUUGAAUUAGUACCUUUGGCACCUUGGAUACACAUACGUCUAAAUUUCCAGAGGCCUGGUUGGUUAGUGGCUUGCAAUCACAGAUCUAGAAACACCUGCGGAAGAGAGAGACGAGACAGUACAAAACUACGGGAGGGGGAAGAAGUCAAGUUAGUAAAACGCAUUACUGGAAUACGAAAGCUUUCAAAACGACAAGGAGAGGAGCUCAGUGCACCAUGGGAAGUCUAGGCCAAUAGCAGCAUAACUAUUGGAUGGUUCAGGACUCACCUCAGCAGCCCUAACUAUAAGUUUUAUCAAAGAGGAAAGUCUUAAGCCUACUCUUCAAGGUGGAGAUGGUGUCUGCCUCCUGAACCCAAACUGGAACUUGAUCGCUACUGAAGCUUCUUGGCUAAUAGCUGACUUGAACAACAUAGCCGCUGACCUGCCACGCAUUCAAGCAUUCACAUCAAGGACGGUGUGUUCAUUAUCACAGUAACACAGUAACUACUAGUUACUGGGAAAAGUAAUAUUACUACUGCCCAACACUGGAAGUCGUCGUGCAUCAGAUUUGGGCCAGCCUGGAAUGGACCAGCCGUUCGGGAUUCUUCCUGCUCUUCCUGACUGAAAAGUGAAGAGAAGUUGGGACACCUUCUCCUCAUGCCUCCCACAUCAGUACCACUAUGUUGCUGAUCCUAUGAACUGGACUGAAGCUCAGACCUACUGCAGAGAGAUAUACAUGGACCUGGCCACCAUUGAAAACACUGACGAAAUAAACAAGUUUCUUAACACAGUUUCAUCUUUUGGUCUCAGCUCUAAUGUCUGGAUUGGCCUGUACACCACAAUCAACUGGAGGUGGUCAGACGGCUACACAGGGACAGGAGCUGAAUAUAGGAACUGGAAGUAUGAAAGCCAACACGUUUAUUCAGCUCAUGAAUUCUGUGUGAAAGUUGCAAAGGAUGGAACUUGGUGGGAUGAUAAUUGCUAUGUAAAACGUUUCUUUAUCUGUUACAGAGGAACUGAAUCCUGAAUUUGUUGGUGUGAAAGUAGCAAUGAGUUGGUCCAGUGCUCAGAGCUACUGCAGGAAGAACUUCAUAGACCUGGCCAUUGUGAGGAACCAGAAUGAGAACCAGGCGGUUGCGAACGUGGUGCCGGUUGGAUACUUGGCAUGGGUUGGUUUGUUCAGAGAUCCUGACUUUUACUGGUCUGAUGGGAGUAGCUUCUCAUUCACAAACUGGUACUCAGGUUACAACCCAUUAGGCUCGAUGAGGGUCGCAUGUGGUGUUGCAGCUUUGCAGAGUUCAGGAACAUGGAAGUUUCUUCCCUGUGAAACCAGAUUACCAUUUGUCUGCUACAGCGUCCCUGUAAGCAGGCAGGCGGUAAAGCUGAGGAUAAAGCUGGAGGACUCCUCUGUGGAUCUGAAUGACCCUGCUGUGAAAGCUGACAUGCUGAAAAAGCUCCAGGACUGGCUGAAGGAGAAAGGAAUAAGAGUCACCCUGAAGUGGAGAGAGGAGCCUGAUGGGAAAGUCUUCCAGAAGGAGAACAAGACUGAGCUUUAACACUGAAAUCCAACUGUACUUGUGUUUAUCUUCAAUACUUGGUGAAUGUACUCUCUAUCUGCUAAUACACACAGUACACUAUUAUCACUGUACAGAGUGCUUAACCAGAACCCUGAAUAAAUCCUGUAGACUGUCGUAGAAGAGUUUUGUUCCUCAUCAUCAAUAUAACUGAGUGAAGUGUCUUAAUGAAAUCAAAUUUUCUUCAAAAUAAAACAUACGUUGUUUACCCGUUUGAUGAAA
Molecule: messenger RNA, 1799 nt
Organism: Micropterus salmoides (largemouth bass)
Lineage: Eukaryota; Metazoa; Chordata; Actinopteri; Centrarchiformes; Centrarchidae
Product: pulmonary surfactant-associated protein A2-like
Exons: 6
Coding region: 1053-1559 (168 amino acids)
Source: RefSeq, a predicted model, not a curated record